CGGAAAUGUUUUGUAUGUAUGUGUGUUUACAUUGCGGCCUCUCGGGUUUAAAUGCCAAACUGAACCGUGGUUGGAAAUUCUCACUUCACUCUUUCAUGUUUCAAGGCUAUGGGGAACACCGACAGUGUUGUAGUGCAGAAACGACUGGCUCGUUUUCGUCCGGAUGAGAGACCUGUUAUAGAUGGGGUUUUUGACAGGCUCCACGGAACUGGAUCCUCUGUUUCCUCUGGAAAAACAGGGAAGAUUUUAUCUCUGGACAUGCUAAAGAUGUCAAUGGGUAAGAUGGCCUCAGAAUCAAUGAUAAAGAGAGUAUUCCAGGGCAUACACAGUGUUGAUCCAGGCGUGCCACUGCCCUCUGGUGGAGGGGUUAGUCGAGAGCAGUUGGUGAUAUUCCUGGCAGAUAUUCUUCGGGGAACUGCAGAGGAGCGUGCACCUUUGGUCUUGGCAAUGGCAGAGGAAGCAAAAGCUACUGCUGCCGCAACUGAGCAGAUCCGAGGUUUAGUGGAAGACCUGGUUUCAGCUGCAAUCCAGACUCUAAUCUACAGGGGACAUCUGCGAGCUUGGCAGCCAGAUCGCAUGGGUGAUGGCCCACAAGGCGCUAGGUUGCUAGCAGAACAAUUGACUUCUGAAUUGAAAUUUUCAGAUAAGAAUAUGUGUGACAUUCCUUGUCUGGAAGACUGGCUGUUCCGGAUCCCAGCAAUGGCUAUGUUCUUGGAGCUCCUGAUUGGUGAGGGCCUAGGAAUUGGGCUGCCCUCCCGUCCUCCCCCAACUCUGUUGCCCCAGUGUCGGUAUGCUCCUUGGAGUGAUCUCCACUGCCUCUUGCAUCUACCUCUUCUGAUGUUCCUGUCACCUCAGUUGCCUGCAGGCUACAGCGCUCCCUGGAGGUUGUUAUUCUCCACAAACUUACAUGGGGAAAGCUUCACCCGACUGGUGGGCAACUGCAAAGGCCAGGGUCCCACUGUCUUGUUGAUAAAAGACACAAAAGGCCAUAUCUUUGGAGGCUUUGCUUCUCAAAGCUGGGAGGUCAAACCUCAGUUCCAGGGUGAUUCCAGGUGCUUCCUCUUCUCCGUGUUCCCUUUCAUGAGAGUGUUCACUUGCACAGGUUACAACAAUCAUUAUAUGUACUUGAACCAGGGUCAGCAGACUAUGCCUAAUGGCUUGGGUAUGGGUGGUCAGCAUGGGUAUUUUGGGUUGUGGCUGGACAGUGAUUUUGGCCAUGGACACAGUAGGGCUCGACCACGCUGCACCACAUAUGGCAGCUAUCAGCUGUCAGGAGAAGAGGACUUCAAAGUGGACACCCUGGAGGUGUGGGGUGUUGGUCAGCCACGCGAGGAACAGGAGCAGGAUGAGAACAAGAAAAGUAUACUAGAUGCAGAUCCUGAAGUACAGGCCAUUAUGGAAAUGACAGGGAAGACCCUGCACAGCCAAGGCCUCAGAGAACCAGAGGAGGAUGAGGGAUGAUGAUGAAGAAAAACAAAACAAUGAGGAAUGGAGGACAGUCAAUGUCUCCAAAAGGAAGUGCAAACCAAUAUUGUUUCUUCUCAGUGUGUUUUUGUGUGUGUGCGUGUGUUUUUUUAGACUGACAUGAAUUAUGGCAUGUGAGAUAUGACAUAGCCUGAAGGAAACCACACUCUUAUAAAGCACUUUGUCUAGUCAAAGUGAGCCAUUCUCACGGUAUAGUUUUUAUGUUAGAAUGCAAAAGCUAGGAGCUGGUUUCCUGCCUUCUGUAAAAUAUUAAAAUAUUAAAAUGUGUACACAAAGACAUACUGUCAAACACUGUUUAACACUGGGUAUUGGCAAUGUGUGACUGGAGCCUACAUUUCUCAUCAGAUAUCUGUAAUCAACUUUAUAUGGCUGCAUUUUGCCUCGACUGAGUUUUGUUUCGGUGUACUGACAGUAUAGUUCUCAAUAAAUGCAAAAUGAGCAAAAAGUCA
Molecule: messenger RNA, 1934 nt
Organism: Myxocyprinus asiaticus (Chinese sucker)
Lineage: Eukaryota; Metazoa; Chordata; Actinopteri; Cypriniformes; Catostomidae
Product: MTOR-associated protein MEAK7-like
Exons: 8
Coding region: 109-1461 (450 amino acids)
Biological process (GO): TOR signaling
Source: RefSeq, a predicted model, not a curated record